Messenger RNA from Coniosporium apollinis CBS 100218, 1722 nucleotides. RefSeq lists its product as uncharacterized. NCBI's taxonomy places the organism in Eukaryota, Fungi, Ascomycota, Dothideomycetes. Gene Ontology annotation, molecular function: amino acid transmembrane transporter activity. Gene Ontology annotation, biological process: amino acid transmembrane transport. Gene Ontology annotation, cellular component: membrane. Bases 1 to 1722 code for a protein of 573 amino acids. The transcript has 4 exons. The record is from RefSeq and is a predicted model, not a curated record.
AUGGCGAACACUGGCUACGUAGCCGACAAGGACCUCCCUUACAAGGAGGGCUACUCUGCUGGCAGCGAUGAUCUGCCUGCGUAUGGCCGUACCGUGCACGAGCAGAGGGAGGAGAGUAUCUGGAUCAGGCUGGGCAUCAGCCCGAAAUCGUUCCAGAGGCGCAAUGCGUUGGAUGCGAACAACCAGCUGAAUCACACGCUGAAGAAGCGCCAUCUGCACAUGAUUGCCAUCGGUGGAUCCAUCGGUGCUGGUCUCUUCGUCGGUUCUGGUAGUGCGCUCAGCCGUGGUGGCCCAGGUGCCCUGAUCCUCGAUUUUGGCAUCAUCGGUAUCAUGAUCUUCAACGUCGUCUACGCUCUUGGUGAACUCGCAGUCAUGUACCCCGUCUCUGGUGGCUUCUACACGUACUCCACGCGCUUCAUCGAUCCAUCCUGGGGCUUCGCUAUGGGCUGGAACUACGUCUUCCAGUGGGCCAUCGUUUUACCGCUAGAACUCACUGUCGCUGGUAUCACAGUCGAGUAUUGGCAAGUCGGCAUCAACGUGGGCGUAUGGAUCACCAUAUUCUUCCUGGUCAUCCUCCUCGUCAAUAUUUUCGGUGUCCUAGGAUACGGCGAAGAGGAAUUCUGGGCCAGUCUGCUCAAGCUUACCGCCGUUAUCACCUUCAUGCUCAUCGGUCUCGUCCUGGUCCUUGGCGGUGGCCCUGAUAGCGGCAUCUACACCGAAUACUGGGGAGCUCGGCUCUGGUAUGAUCCGGGUGCUUUUGCCAACGGCUUCAAGGGUGUCUGCUCCGUGUUCGUCACUGCCGCUUUCGCUUUCUCCGGCACCGAGCUUGUCGGUCUUGCUGCCGCUGAGAGCGACAACCCUGCGAAGCAUCUUCCCGGCGCUGUCAAGCAGGUCUUCUGGCGAAUCACUCUCUUCUACAUCUUGGGUCUUCUCUUCGUUGGUCUCCUUGUGCGCCACGAUGACGAGAGAUUGCUUGGCGCCAACCCGCUCCUCGAUGUCAACGCCAGUCCCUUCGUCAUUGCCGCUAGUGAUGCCGGCCUCAACGGAUACGACGACUUCAUCAACGUCGUCAUCCUUGUGUCUGUCAUCUCUAUUGGUCUUUCUGGUGUCUAUGGCGGCUCCCGAACACUGUGUGCGCUUGCUGAGCAGGGCUACGCCCCUAAGUUCUUCUCCUAUGUUGACCGCGCUGGUCGACCCCUCCCGGCCACCGUUGUCAUUCUGGCCUUCUCUUUCCUGGCCUACAUCAACUUGAGCGCUAGCGGCCCAGUUGUCUUUGACUGGCUCCUCGCCUUGUCCGGUUUGGCUGCCCUCUUCACCUGGGGCUCCAUCUGUCUUGCGCACAUCCGCUUCCGGAAGGCUUGGGCCUACCAUGGUCACACUCUGGAUGAGAUCCCCUUCCGGGCUGUCUUCGGUGUUACGGGCUCAUGGAUCGGCCUCAUCCUUGUCGUCGUCGUCCUCGUCGCUCAGUUCUACACCGCUGUCUGGCCUCUCGGAGGCGCCGACCCCAGCGCCGAGGCCUUCUUCAAAUCAUAUCUUGCUCUCCCGGUCGUGAUGGUCUUCUGGCUCGCCGGCUUCCUCUGGAAGCGCACGGGCUGGCUCCGAACUCACCAGAUCGACGUCGAUACCGGCCGCCGCGAGGUUAACUGGGAGAUCAUCAACAAGGAGCGGGCGAAGGUCGCUGCCAUGCCGGCUUGGAGGCGCAUGUUGAAUUAUGUCAUCUGA